Pseudogymnoascus verrucosus is the source of this 3483-nucleotide messenger RNA. RefSeq lists its product as uncharacterized. Gene Ontology annotation, molecular function: methylenetetrahydrofolate reductase [NAD(P)H] activity; FAD binding. The record is from RefSeq and is a predicted model, not a curated record. Gene Ontology annotation, cellular component: cytosol. NCBI's taxonomy places the organism in Eukaryota, Fungi, Ascomycota, Leotiomycetes, Thelebolales, Thelebolaceae. The transcript is spliced from 3 exons. Bases 605 to 2506 code for a protein of 633 amino acids. Gene Ontology annotation, biological process: tetrahydrofolate interconversion.
CAACGGCCACCCCCUCAGAUUGGCAUAGAACCCAGGGAUUGGUGGGCUGAUUGAUUGCCUGUGAUAAUAGCACUAUGUCAUUGUCGACCACACAGGAUCAACCAUUUAUAUAUGAAUCCGAAAGCCACAGCAAAAAGGCCUCAUCAUGACUAUGAGUGACGACGUCGCCAACGAAAGGGUCCCGUACCCUUAAUUGGCUUACAUCAAAUUUAUAAUUUAGGUUCGGGGAUCGAAUUGGCUGGGUAGUGGGGGAAUUGGGGGUGCAAGGAACGUGUUGCUUGCUCUUUCCGAACGCGAGGUAGGCUAAUUAGUUACCCCACUAAAACCUCAAAACAGCCCGAUAGUCGCACCGAUACUUAUGUACCUAUCGACCGCCACUUUCUUCCCCUCCAUCAUCAAAAACCUCAAACUCCACCAUACCCACCAACACUUUGUUCGUGGUGUACAUGCAGCGAGAGGAGGCAGAUCGUUGGGCUCGCAAACGUUACUUCGGCUGACACGCUGAUAAACCAGGAGCAGCCAAACUUCAGCUUCACCGUCGGGUUUUCAAUUGCAAGAACUGAACCUAGGCUCCUCACACACACACACUCUCAUAUUCUUCACGAUGCAUAUCAAAGACAUGCUAAACCAGGGGGAGCAGGCGGGGAAGCCUACUUUCUCGUUCGAAUUCUUCCCCCCAAAGACUGCGCAAGGUGUCCAGAACCUGUACGAUCGUAUGGACAGAAUGCAUGGGCUGGGACCGAGCUUCAUUGACAUAACCUGGGGUGCUGGCGGCCGCCAUGCGCAACUGACAUGUGAAAUGGUCAGCGUGGCACAGUCGGUUUACGGGUUGGAGACAUGCAUGCACUUGACAUGUACGGACAUGGGCAAGGAGAAGGUCGACGAUGCCCUCAAGAAUGCAUACAAGGGUGGCUGCACAAACAUUCUGGCUCUCCGUGGGGACCCCCCUCGCGAGAAAGAAAAAUGGGUGGCUACCGACGAAGGAUUCCAGUACGCGAGAGAUCUUGUCAAAUAUAUCCGCAAAACUUACGGUAAUCACUUCGAUAUUGGUGUUGCGGGAUACCCAGAAGGCUGUGACGACCAAACAGAUGCGGAUCUUUUGCUCGACCACCUGAAGGAAAAGGUCGACGAGGGCGCAACUUUCAUUGUGACUCAGAUGUUCUACGAUGUUCCCAACUUCUUGGAUUGGGUCCGCAAAGUUAGGGCGAAGGGCAUCACCAUUCCAAUCAUCCCAGGCAUCAUGCCCAUUUCCACAUACGCCAGCUUUCUGAGAAGGUGCAACCACAUGAAUGCGAAGAUCCCCCCUGGAUGGAUUGAAGCCAUGGAGCCCGUCAAGAACGAUGAUGCAGCAGUCAGGGAGAUUGGGAGAGGUUUAGUGACUGACAUGUGUCGCUCUAUCCUUGAGUCUGGGAUCAACCACCUGCAUUUCUACACGAUGAACUUGGCCCAGGCCACACGCGGUGUUCUUGAACAGCUCGAGAUGCUUCCAUCUGAAGAGCGCCCGCUGAAGCAGGCUCUCCCAUGGCGCCAAUCUCUUGGCCUUGGGCGAAGAGGGGAGGAUGUACGACCUAUUUUCUGGCGCAACAGGAACAAGUCUUACGUCAUGCGAACUCAGGAGUGGGAUGAGUUCCCCAACGGCAGAUGGGGUGAUUCGAGGUCUCCGGCUUUUGGCGAACUUGAUGCAUACGGAAUUGGGUUGAAGGGUAGCAAUGAGCAGAACAUUAAGCUGUGGGGCGAGCCGAAGUCAGUCAAGGACAUUGCAAAUGUAUUCCUGCGAUACUUGAAUGCCGACAUUGAGAGCUUGCCAUGGAGUGAGGCACCGAUCUCGAACGAAGCCGAUGUUAUUAAGAACCAACUUGUGGAACUCAACGAGCGCGGACUGCUUACGAUCAACUCGCAACCUGCCGUGGAUGGAGUCAAGUCAUCUCACCCAGUUUAUGGAUGGGGACCUGCGAAUGGAUACGUCUACCAGAAGGCGUACCUCGAGCUUUUAGUUGCACCAGAGCUUAUCGAUGAGCUGCUUGAUAGAAUCGCGAGAGACCCCGAGGUGACUUAUUAUGCGGUUACAAAGUCAGGCACGCUACGAACCAAUGCUCCUAGCGAUGCUCCAAAUGCCGUCACCUGGGGUGUGUUCCCCGGAAAGGAAAUCGUUCAGCCAACCAUCGUGGAAACGAUCAGCUUUUUGGCCUGGAAGGAUGAGGCUUUCCGUCUAGGAAUGGACUGGGCCCAUUGCCAUGACUCCUCGAGCCCAAGUCGCAAUGUUAUUCAACGAGUUAUGGAGACGUUUUACCUCGUUAAUAUCGUCCAUAACGACUUCCAUCAACGCGAUGCGCUAUUUUCGCUGUUUGAGGGCCUUACCGUCCCAAACAUUGACAAGGCUGCUGAGGGUACUGCUGCACCUGCAGCUGCCCCCGCGCCUGCGGCGGCUGCUGCGCCAGCUACGAACGGGGACAAAGUCGAAGAGGCCCCACCGGCCAUUGUAUCGAACGUCCUUCCAGUGGCAUAAUUGGUAGUUUUCAAAUAUUUCAGGAUCAACUCAUAUUUUCCGGCCGUCCAGGUGCUCUCUGAGCAAUUGCACUGGGCGGCACGGCUCUUGCAUUUAGCGCGGCGCGGGCCAACUUCAACAAGUUUGGCGGGCGUCCUGGGGAUUUCAACGAUCUCAUGAUUUUCUUUUUUUUACAUUACCUCAUGAUUUUUUAUACACCGGCUCGGCAUAGGAGAAAAUGUCUUCAACGGCAACACAAGUAGAACUAGACAGUGCGAAAGAAGGGGGGUGGGGAAGAGAUGGGCUGGUGUUGCACCCAUCAGCCGGGAAAUAGAAUAAAAAAACACGACGAGUUGAAGUCAAAUACAAUAUUGGAUGGUGGUUUAUCCAAUGCAUGCACUUUCAUCAUACUAAAUGUAAUUGAAUUGUAGCAAAAGUUAACCCUCGUUCAUCUACCUUGCAGCAAAAAACUAGCUGCUGUUUCCAAUUACUCUGAGCGCUGCUUUUUACGCCAAUUGGUAGGAAGCUCGGCAAGGGGUUGACAGGAAGAUCAAAACCAGGGGAUGGAGAUAUAAAGCUUAGCACGUUGGCAUAGGAGACUUGGUGCUCAGCAUAGGUUUAACAAUCUGCCAGAGGGUUCAGGAUUCAAAGUCGGCCAAUGCCAUAGUUUUAUGGCGUGUCUACAACAUCAAAAUGUGUAUCUCAUGGGUAUAGCUUCGUCACCAAAUUCAAAUUCCCAUUUCACUAAUUCAAGUCUCAUAACAUCAAGUGCAGCCAACACCGCUACCACCGGAAAAUGGCCCGAUACAACAAGACCAGUUACCUUGUUCAUCAAACACUGGAUCUGGCUUAGGCAGAUUUCCUCCUGCGCUGAAUGCACCUCCAUUUGCAAUUUCAGUCGGUAGCGGUCCCGAAAGUGUUGUUGUCGUUGUUGUUGUAACCGGCGGGGAGGUCACAGUCACAGUGGCAGCUGCAGCCACACACGAGGCAGGGCAGGC